Molecule: messenger RNA, 1352 nt
Organism: Tribolium madens (black flour beetle)
Lineage: Eukaryota; Metazoa; Arthropoda; Insecta; Coleoptera; Tenebrionidae
Exons: 1
Coding region: 1-1188 (395 amino acids)
Source: RefSeq, a predicted model, not a curated record
AUGUCUGAGACAAUCACGAUUAAAAAUUUCUCCUCUUUACUUUCUCUUCCUCCGUUGAAAAAACUCAAAGAGUACAAAAUUGCGCGUCUUACCGCACCGGGAGAGAACUACGGAAGUCUCAUGUUGAGCGUUGAUGUGACUCUUGACACUUCCGGCGGAAAUGAAAAUAUACAUCUUGUGGCGAAAAUGGUGCCCCCGAAUGUCGCUAUUCAAGAAAUUUUCAACACUUCAGUCACAUUCCGGAACGAAAUUGAAUUCUAUCGAAAAAUAGUGCCAACCCUGGAAAACUUUCAACUUCAAUUUGGAUCGGAAGUUGUCGAUUUCUACCCCAAGUACUUCGGGAGUCGACUCAACCUCACCGGAAGUGAACACGUUGAUUCAGACGCUAUUCUCUUAUUGGAGAAUUUGAAAAUUGCGAAUUAUGUGGGUGUGGAUCGGAGUGCCGGACUCGACAUGCCCAUCACUCGACUCAUUUUGCGAAAUUUGGCAGCACUGCAUGCCGUACCAAUUGGGUUGAAGUUGCACAAACCGGAAGUAUUCAAUACGGAAGUGCGACCAUAUUUAUCACCAUGGUUACCGAAGAAAGAAAUGCAUGAUAAGUAUAGAGCGGCCAUUGUGGAAAUGGUGGCUCAAAUUCCGGAAAUCUCCCACUUGGAGAAGCGUAUCCUGGAAGGGUUUGAUCGGGAAUUGCUCCCGGAAAUCCCACGGGAACCUUUUGCAACAAUUGCUCAUAAUGAUUGUUGGGUGAGCAAUAGUUUGGUCAAGUUUGAUAAACAGGAGGCUGUGGAUUGCAAAUUGGUUGAUUAUCAAGUGUGCGGGUAUGGGUCUCCAGCCCGGGAUGUGCUCUUUUUUCUCUUUUCAAGUGUCAAAAUUGAGGUUUUGGAACGGUGGUUUGAGGACCUCCUCAAAUGGUAUUACGAGAAUUUUAUUUCUCUACUCAAAGGAGUUAAAUGUGAUGUUCAGAAGUUUGGUUUUGAGGAGUUUGAGAAAGAGCUUGAUUUUGAGGCAAGGAAUUCGCAGUUCGGUCAUGUGGCUUUUAUGCUUUUUGUUGUUUUUACUGAUAAGAGUAAAGUAAAGGAUAUUUCGGAAUUUUCCGUUGAUAAUAUUAUAGCAGGAGCUGGUAGUGAGGAACAUAAAAGGAAGUUUGCUUUCGUUGUUAAGGAGUUUGCCAAAAGGAAUUGGAUUUGAAGAUUUGGUGGUCUUAAUUGAAAAAAAAUGUGUUUGAACUAUGAUAAACAUAAACAUAAUUACUUACAGUGCAGAUAAGAUUAGAAAAUAAUAGCACAUUUAAUGUUAUGAUAACAGAUGAUGUAUUGAAUUGAGAUAAUAAAUAUAUGGGUGAUAAGUGAAAA